This is a messenger RNA of Dioszegia hungarica, 1683 nucleotides long. RefSeq names its product MBOAT, membrane-bound O-acyltransferase family-domain-containing protein. Gene Ontology annotation, cellular component: endoplasmic reticulum. Bases 1 to 1683 code for a protein of 560 amino acids. NCBI's taxonomy places the organism in Eukaryota, Fungi, Basidiomycota, Tremellomycetes, Tremellales, Bulleribasidiaceae. The transcript has 10 exons. The record is from RefSeq and is a predicted model, not a curated record. Gene Ontology annotation, biological process: GPI anchor biosynthetic process.
AUGCCGACACACUCUCGCUCUACGGAAGCGCCCGAAGAUCAGCCACGAAGCAGACUGCGUCUGACAGACUUUACUGUCACGAUACCGGACAGCAAGGCUCGCCCGUCCACGUCAGAGGCACAGCCGUCCCGAUGGGGGUCAAAGGAGUUCAUGUUCUACGGGUUCGCGCUCGUACUCGUGCUGCCGGUGAUGAUAUACUGGCCAACUAGAUUGAGUACACCUUUACAUCCAAACUGGGGCGACUACUCGCACCGUCUGAGUCCCGGCUGGCUCUUUGCUCGGCCAGUCGACAAUAGCGACGCCCAGUAUCGGUCCUUCCGGAACGGUCUACCUGGCCUACUCGCCCUUGGUUCCGUCUACCUCCUUGCCUCGACCGUCCACUCACGCAUCUCCCCGUCCGCCAAGUCUAGGUCGGACUUCCUCCUUAUCUCCUCCAUCCUCACCCUGAUCGCCCUGCACGGUCUGUCUGCCUGGAAAGUCAUCGCUAUACUCUAUGCCAAUUAUCGGCUCGUCAAGUCCUCGCUUCCCCCUCUGGCCGGCCGAUUCUGGCCAGGACUCCUCAUCGCAGCGAAUAUGGGUAUACUCCUCCUCAACGAAAUGUAUAAUGGGUAUGAUCUUGGACGGCUUCAUCCGCUGCUGGAGACACCAUCUGCUUUGCGAGGGGUACUGCCGGUCUGGCAUGCCCACUUCAACAUCACGAUGCUUCGGAUAGUAUCCUUUGGUUUGGACUACCACUGGAGAGAACGCGCCUCUCAGGCUGAACAGGUACCGACUGAUCAUCGAAGCCGCACUACCCGCAGUCUGUCGGAAGACCAGUACUCGCUUUCGAACUGUAUCGCCUACUGCUUAUAUCCGCCUCUGUACAUCGCUGGGCCGAUCAUCACCUUCAACGACUUUAUCUGGCAGGUAAACGCACCUCUGAAGAUCACCGUUCGCGAGCGAGCGUUAUACGCAUUCCGCUUCGUCUGCUCCUUCCUUACCAUGGAAGCGGUCCUGCAUACCAUGUAUGUGGUGGCGAUCAAGGAUACAAAGGCUUGGGCUGGCGAUUCUCCUGCGGAUCUGAGCAUGAUAGGUUUCUGGAAUUUGGUCAUAGUUUGGCUGAAACUACUUCUACCUUGGCGCUUUUUCCGGCUUUGGGCACUUCUGGACGGAGUAGAUCCUCCAGAGAACAUGAUCCGCUGUGUGGCCAACAACUACUCGACUUUGGGCUUCUGGCGAAGCUGGCAUAGGAGCUACAAUCUCUGGGUCGUCCGAUACAUCUAUAUACCGGUCGGCGGAUCGAAGAACGCCGCUCUGGCAACACUGCUCGUCUUCACCUUCGUCGCACUAUGGCACGAUCUCUCAUUCAAGCUGCUGGCUUGGGGAUGGCUUGUCAGUCUCUUAAUCCUGCCUGAGCUGGCCGCGAGGAAGCUGCUCCCCUAUAGCAAAUAUGGGCACGAGCCAUGGUAUCGCCAUGUUGCCGCAGUGGGCGGUGUCGUCAACAUGCUCUUCAUGAUGUCUGCCAAUCUCGUCGGCUUCGUCCUUGGUCUGGACGGGGUGAAGCACCUGGUGGUGCAGCUCACAUCUACUGUCACCGGCUGGAUCUUCUUCACCUUCUCUUGCUUCUGCUUGUUCAUCGGCGUGCAGCUCAUGUUCGAGUAUCGAGAGGAGGAGAGAAGAAGAGGGAUUGAUAGGAGAUGUUGA